Messenger RNA from Panicum virgatum (switchgrass), 1272 nucleotides. RefSeq names its product dof zinc finger protein DOF1.6-like. The transcript has a single exon. NCBI's taxonomy places the organism in Eukaryota, Viridiplantae, Streptophyta, Magnoliopsida, Poales, Poaceae. Gene Ontology annotation, molecular function: DNA binding; DNA-binding transcription factor activity. Gene Ontology annotation, biological process: regulation of DNA-templated transcription. The record is from RefSeq and is a predicted model, not a curated record. The coding region runs from base 74 to 1006 and encodes 310 amino acids.
CAAGCGCAACACACAUCCAUCAGGAAGAUCAUCCGCCGGUACGCGCAUCAACUUCCCCAGCAACCAGCAUCCAAUGGCGGGCCAAGUAAUGGAAGCUCAUCACCAGGGCCGGCUGCAGGCCCCCGCCGCCAUGCCGCCGUUCGCGCCGCUGCCGCCCGCCGGCUGCAAGCACGAUGUCCACCACCUCACCGCGAAGACGACUGCAGCGGCGGCGAUGGCCGUCCCCGGCUCCAACGCCGCCGCCACCGUCACGGCCGCCGCUGCCGACAUGGCCGCCUACCUCCAGCAGCUGCAGGACGCCGCCGCCGAGGCGAGCAAGCAGCAGAGCGGCGGCGCGGCGCGCGGGGAGCAGUGCCCGCGGUGCGCGUCGCACGACACCAAGUUCUGCUACUACAACAACUACAACACGUCGCAGCCGCGGCACUUCUGCCGCGCCUGCCGCCGUUACUGGACGCUGGGGGGCUCCCUCCGCAACGUCCCCAUCGGCGGGUCCACGCGCAAGCGCCCGCGCCUCGCGCACCACCACCACCAGCCGCCGGCGGCGGCCAGGCGCGCGCCGCUCUUCGGCCUCGGCCUCGGCGGCCAGGUGCCUCCCCUGCCGUCGCCGGCGCAGGCGCAGGCGGGCGGCCUCCUCGGCUCGCUGUUCGCGCUCGGCGCCGCGGGGCCGCUGCUCGAGGGCCCCGCGGCGCCUCUGCUCGAGGGCCGCGGCGCGGGGUUCGACCUCGGCCUCGGGCUGCCAGCCGGCGGGCCCUUAGGCGGCGGCGGCGAGGCGGCCAUGCAAGUGCAGGGCCUCGGGCUCAGGGGAGGCGGCGGCGGCGGCCCAGCCGGUGCGUCGUCUUCGGGUCUGUUCUGGCCUGCCGGGCUGCUGGACAACGACACCGUGGACACGUGGAAGAUGCUGCCCGGCGCCGGGGUCGGUGCAGCAAUGUGGCCCGAUUUCUCCGCCGCUGCUGCGGCGGCGCAUCAGACAGGCGGGCUGCUGCACGGCGGCGCCCAGCUCAUGUGAGGGUGCACGCGGCCGUCCACGGCGUGCCGGCUUCGUUCCCCAUACAGUACAAGCUAUAGGCAUGCAGUGGAGCUCUGCUCGUAUGCGUGCGUUCGUAGUCUGUUAAAUUUUUUGCGUUCAGAUGCCCUGCAACCCAUGUCCCUUGUUCGUGUCGUGUCCUGUGCGUGUCCUGUUGCCUGUGCUCGACAGGACAGGGCCCUAGCUUGCAGCUUUGGUCCCUUGAGUACGCAGAGUGGCCAUCCAGUAAUAUAUAUAUCUUUGUGCUA